GGGGUGGUUGCGACCAGCUGCUCUUCUGGCCCUCUACGGGUGCAUACCCAGCUUCCCGCAACACGUGAAUUUUAACUAUCAAGGUCUCAAAUAAUUUCUUUGUCAUUCGCACAUCGCACACCUUUUCUGAGACUUCAUUUACGUCCACCAAACUGGAUCAUCAUCUUGGCCAAUAUAGGACCAGCGGGAAAAGAAAGAAUGUCGGAUCAUUUCGAUUAUAUUGUUGUUGGCGGCGGCCUGGCAGGUUUGACUGUAGCUUCCCGGUUAUCAGAAAACUCAAAGUUGACGGUCCUCGUGCUCGAAGCCGGUGGCACUGGGAUAGGUAAUCCAGGAAUAAGUAUUCCAGGCUUAAUAACCACUACUCUGGGUACAGAAAUUGACUGGAAGUAUUCCACAAUUCCACAAGAGGGUGCCAAUCACCGAGAAAUAUCCUACCCCCGCGGAAAGGUCCUGGGUGGCUCGUCAGCUUUGAAUUUUAUCAUCAGUACCAGGGCGGAAGCGGAUGACUAUAACACAAUUGAACGGCUGGGAAAUCCAGGAUGGGGAUGGUCAGAGAUUGAUAGGGCUUCAAAGAAGAGUGAAAAAUUGAUCACUCCUCCAGUUGAUUCAGGUUAUAUUUUCAAUUCCAAGAACCACGGGACGGAUGGCCCAGUUACAAAUUCCUUCCCUAAAUACAUCCCGCCGCACUUCAAGCCAUAUCUUUGCGCUUCAGCUUCAGCCGGCCAUGUAAUUCAAAAUGAUGACCCUUUUGGCGGAAAAUUGGAGGGAGCUUACAUUUUCCCUUCAGCCAUUGACUCUAACGGAUCCCGUGUGACAAGUGCUACAGCUUAUUAUAUUCCAAACCAAUCACGCUCUAAUCUAGUAGUGAGAACUGAUUGCGAGGUGAACAGACUUAUUCUCCAGGAAAAUGACAGUAGAUCAGGUAUAAAAGUCCUUGGAGUCGAGUAUUUGAGUGAUGGAACCCUUUCCCGUGUUAUGGCCAAGAAAGAAGUGAUAAUGAGUGCUGGAUCUAUCGGAAGUCCUGCGAUCCUUGAAAGAAGUGGAAUUGGCAAAGAAAGUGUCUUAAAACCCUUAAACAUUCCAAUAACGCUUAACCUUGAGGGUGUCGGCUCGAAUCUUUCAGAUCAUUUGUUUGUAUUAGCAACUUACAGACUCAAGCCUGGUCACAGAACCGUAGAUGAUCUGUCUAGAGACCCCCAAUAUGCUUCCGAGCAAAGGUUGAUCUACGAGCAGUCAGGCGGCGGCUUAUACAGCCAUGCCGUUUCAAUCCUUGACUUUCAGUCCUUGAAAUCGAUAGUCAAUGAAGAUGAGAUGCAGCAAGGACUGAAGCUUCUGGAGCAAUGCCCAAGCUAUAUGACUUCCAAGCAAUUUCAAGCCGUUGUCGAUCGAAUUAAGAAUGGAGUGGUAAUAGAAUUCUUCUUACUCAACGCUUUCUUGGAGUUCGAUGUUCCCGCGAACAGGGACACGUCAUAUUUGACUGUCGGAGUAAUACUCCAACAUCCCUUGUCGCGCGGCUCAUCUCACAUCAAGAGUCAAGAUCCCAGUGCAGCGCCUUUAAUAGAUCCACAAUACUUGAUGCAUCCUUUUGAUGCUUGGUUAAUGGUUCAGGGUGCAAAACAUACUAGAACAAUAAUGGGACAAGAAGCCUAUAAGGAUAUCAUCGUCGACGAGCAUUAUCCUGGACCAUCGGUCAAGACCAACGAGGAGUGGGAGAAGAGUAUCAGGAGUAGGCUCUCGACUUCGUAUCACCCAUUUGGAACUUGUUCGAUGCUUCCGCAAGAUCAAUUGGGGGUUGUUGAUCCCCAGCUGAGGGUAUAUGGCACUCAAAAUUUGAGAGUGGUGGAUGCCAGUAUUUUGCCAAUCCAGCUUAGUGCUCAUCCAGCCAUGACAGUUUACGCAAUUGCAGAAAAAGCAGCCGAAAUGAUCCUGAAUAAGAACUGAUCAACAUACCUUGGCCGAUUGAUAAAAUCUUAUCACAUGGAUCAGGGUGUGACUGCUACAAGACUGCUUGGAUGUGGUUCAGGGGGAAGCCAAUUCAGAACAGCACCAAUUGAAUUUCAUUUCUAAUAAUUUAUUUCAUCAACUAUGUGUUGGAUGAGUAGGCUUGGAAGAGAUGAUGAUUUUCAUUACAGCAGUGAUGGAAAUCAAAUAUAUAAUCUAGAUACUAUCUGUGACAUGUGUUACAGUCGAGACUUAGACUAAUGUCACAACACUAUGCUGCAUAAAGGGCUUCUUGUACACUAGAGAUUGAUAGCAUGCCACAGGUGUUUGUAUGAGGUUUGUGUCUGAGCAAGGUAAUGCUCAAUUCUCCAAGGUUUAUCUUAUGCAGCAAUCCAUUUACUCUUCUCAAUAAGUCAGAGUGUAAUAGUCUAUUCUCAAGACCAUCAAUUUCACUAAAAUAAAAUUAUUACUAUUUUUGUUCCUCCCAUGGCAAUUUGAUGGAGCGGUUAUCAAACAGCACCUUGACUGCCUUUA
Puccinia graminis f. sp. tritici CRL 75-36-700-3 is the source of this 2475-nucleotide messenger RNA. RefSeq lists its product as uncharacterized. NCBI's taxonomy places the organism in Eukaryota, Fungi, Basidiomycota, Pucciniomycetes, Pucciniales, Pucciniaceae. The transcript is spliced from 13 exons. The record is from RefSeq and is a predicted model, not a curated record. Gene Ontology annotation, molecular function: flavin adenine dinucleotide binding; oxidoreductase activity, acting on CH-OH group of donors. The coding region runs from base 199 to 1941 and encodes 580 amino acids.